AUGAUUCGUCAUAUAGCAUUUCAAAUUCAUUACAUAAACUUUACAUUACAAAAAUAUCAACUGUUAUUGUUCUUUACAAAUUCCAUAACAAUUUCACACGCGCAUGUCCAAAAUGAAGAAGCCGUAAAGUCCAGUGGUGGUGAAGGGAUUAUUGUCAGGGAGCAUGAUUCCCAAGGCUUUGGAAUAACUUCAGAUUCUAGUGGAGUAUCAGACCCGAACCGUCCCAUAUCUGAUCAAACUGGUUUACGUGGUUUGUUGGAUAGAUUACGAAAUACUUUUGGAUUUCCGACAUCAGUUUCUCUAGGGUCUUUGCAGCCUCCUGUCAUUCCUGAUUCUUUGACAGCUUUGUCCCAGUAUCUAAGUCACAUGAGCCAUGAAUUUGAUAUAAUUGUCAGAGAAGGGGAGAAUAAUGCCCAAGCAGCUGAGGCUCAUAGUAAUGGUGAAAUGGGAUCUGUUUCUUCACGUUUGGGUUCAACACCGGAAAGUUUUUUAUCACUCGCAUCCUUGGCAGAAGUCUUGCGUUCUACCAGUCGAAUGAUCACUGAACAAGCUGGGGAAUGCAUACUUCAACUGGCAAGACAACUGGAGAAUCAAGCAGAUGUAACUGAUGCACAAUUGAGAUCAACCGCCCAAUCUAGGGCUUUGGCGACUGGAGUAUUGUUUUAUAACCUGGGCACAUUUUUACUUGAGCUUGGUCGAACAACCAUGACAUUGCGUAUGGGUCAAACACCGUUUGAAGCUGUUGUUAAUGGUGGACCCACAGUUUUUAUAUCACCUAGUGGUCCUAAUCAUAUCAUGGUUCAGCUUUGGUGUUGUCCCUGUAGAAGUUGCACGGUCUGA
Molecule: messenger RNA, 840 nt
Organism: Lathyrus oleraceus (garden pea)
Lineage: Eukaryota; Viridiplantae; Streptophyta; Magnoliopsida; Fabales; Fabaceae
Product: ubiquitin-like domain-containing protein CIP73
Exons: 2
Coding region: 1-840 (279 amino acids)
Biological process (GO): ERAD pathway
Cellular component (GO): BAT3 complex
Molecular function (GO): misfolded protein binding; polyubiquitin modification-dependent protein binding
Source: RefSeq, a predicted model, not a curated record